GGAGUUUUGUUGAUAGGAAGCAAGGGUUGCUCUUCCAGGGCGACACCAAGAACGACACAUGGCUCUUUGUGCUAACCGUACUGCUCUCCAGCACCCUGAUCUACAACAGCAAAGGCACAAUUGACCAGCAAGCCAUGGACCAGCUGCACUACGUGAUGAAGCUGACUGAGCAUGUCAAAUUGAAAGCAGCACCCAAGGAGAGCGAAGAUGAACUGGAGGAUUCAGAAAAAUUUGUCCUUUUCUUCCCAACUUUCAUCUGGGCUGUCCGGGAUUUCACACUGCGGCUGGAGGUGGAUGAGAAGGAAAUCUCUGAGGACGAAUACUUGGAGAACGCACUGAAGUUAAAGGCUGGCAGCAGCCCCGAGACCCAACGCUACAACCACCCCCGGGAAUGCAUCCGCCAGUACUUUCCAGAUCGCAAGUGCUUUGUUUUCGACCCGCCGGCCAGCAGGAAGGACCUGGCCCACUUGGAGGAGCUUCAGAACAGUAAGAUCAAUCCUGAAUUCCAGCAGCAGGUGGAGAAAUUCUGCAGCCACGUCUGGGAAAAGUCUCCACCUAAGACCAUCCCUGGUGGCCACAUCAUAACAGGGAACUUGCUGGGGAAACUGGCAGCGACCUACGUGGAGGCCAUCCAGAGCGGGGCAGUGCCAUGCCUGGAGAGCGCGGUGCUUGCCCUGGCAGAGCUUGAGAAUACAGUGGCAGUGAGAGAGGCUGUGACGUUGUACCAGGAUCUGAUGGAGCGGCGGGUGAAGCUGCCAACAGAGACUGUUCAGGAGCUACUGGAGCUGCACAGCCAGUGCGAGCGGGAGACACUGGAGCUGUUCAUGGCACGGGCAUUCGAAGAUGGCAUCUGCUCAUUCCAUGCAGAGCUCGUACGCCAGGUCGAGGCAGUCAAGGUGAAGUUCUGCGUGGACAACGAGCAGGCAUCCCGUGCCAAGUGCGAGGCCGCUCUCAGGGACCUCUCCCAAGGCAUGGAGAGACGAAUCUGUGAUGGCGUCUACAGUGUCUCGGGGGGUUACCAACUGUUCAAAGGAGACCAGCAGGCACUGGUAGAGAAAUAUCGGGAAAUGCCUGGCAAGGGGGUGAAGGCAGAUGCUGUCCUGCAGGAGUUCCUCCAAAGCAGAAAGACUCUGGCCAAAAGCAUCCUCAACACAGACCUCUCCCUGACAGAGAAGGACAAGGAGCUGAAAAGUGAGCAAGACCAGUAUGAGAGAGCUGAGCAGGAGAGGGAGGUCCAGCGGCAGAAGGAGGCUGAAGACAAGCAGAAGUUGCAGGACCAGUUACGCCGCUGUGAAGAACACGUGCUUUGGCUGAGAAAGAAGCUGGAGGAUUACUCUAAGAAGCAGCUGGAGGAGCACCAGAAGAUGAUCGGCCAUAAAUCAAAGGAGGCGAGUGCAUUGCUCAAAAAUGGCUUCCAUGAAAAAGCCAUGCACCUGCACAAGGUGUCCCAUAGCUUGGAGCAGGAAUACUGCAGCACCAGGAACAAUUUCGCACACUGGAUCAGCAUAAUAAUACCGAUAAUAUUAAGCUUGGCAUUUGCCGUGCUUCGCCGUUGA
This is a messenger RNA of Pygoscelis adeliae (Adelie penguin), 1556 nucleotides long. Its product is annotated as interferon-induced guanylate-binding protein 1-like. Lineage: Eukaryota; Metazoa; Chordata; Aves; Sphenisciformes; Spheniscidae. The annotation marks the transcript as partial. The transcript has 8 exons. Gene Ontology annotation, molecular function: GTPase activity; GTP binding. The record is from RefSeq and is a predicted model, not a curated record.